CCUUGACCGAUCUAUUUUUUUAGUCCGUCGGGAAAUAAUGGGAAGCGAACGGAGCCCCAAGGAGAAGAAGAGAAGCAGAGCUCGGAGCGAAGAUUCUUCAUCUUCCGAUUACGAAGGGAAAGUAAAGAGGCAUCGAGGAACAGAUAAAGAUGAUGAAAGGAAAAGUAGGAGAAGUGAGAAGAAGGAUAAGAAAUCUCACAAGCACCACAAAUCCAGUUCAUCAAAGAAGUCAAAGGAUGAUAAGCCAAAAAAGAAACACGCUGAAGGCGACCACAAGCUAAAAGAGGGGAUUCCAGAGCUAUCAAUGGAGGACUACUUCUCGAAGAACAACGAAUUUGCUACAUGGCUGAAAGAAGAAAAGCGUACUUACUUUAAUGAUCUCACGACCGAAGCUGCACGAGAAUUGUUCUCACGUUUUGUCAAGAUAUGGAACAGAGGGAAACUCGAAUCUCGAUACUACGAGGGAAUCUCCACUGCCCCACGAACAGCUCACAACUGGAUGAUCAAGCAUAGGUGAAAAAAGCAGUACCGUCCUCUACUGUGGUUCAUCGGUCACCUGUCUUCUUGCUUCUUGUACACUUGCAGGUUGAUGGUAUCAGAGAUAUAUCUCUAUCUAGUUAUUCUACUUAGACCUCUUGUUACAGAACUAGUUAGAUAGAUUGUCAGUGGAGAGAUAUAUAGUCGGUUUUUCAGAGUAAGAAAAACUUUACAUAUUCAAGGUUGCUGAAGAACUAUCUCUGAUGAAUCGUUAUGUAACAUUCCCUCAUCCAGUUAUCGCAUUCCACUGGAUUUUGAUUUAAAUCCGGUCUUUGACAGUAUGUAUCUUCCUACUGCAUUUACAACAUGGUGUAUAGCUUUGGCUAA
Arabidopsis lyrata subsp. lyrata is the source of this 864-nucleotide messenger RNA. RefSeq names its product protein PXR1. Lineage: Eukaryota; Viridiplantae; Streptophyta; Magnoliopsida; Brassicales; Brassicaceae. The record is from RefSeq and is a predicted model, not a curated record. Bases 38 to 517 code for a protein of 159 amino acids. The transcript is spliced from 4 exons.